UAAAAACAGGACGCGUGUGGGUGCGUCUCACGUCACGCCUAAGUUUUUAAAUUUUCCGUUUUCUUUGUUCGGUUGGUUCUUCGGGGAUUGGGGGUUGGUUUGGGUGUUUGUAACUCUGUUUCGAGUUUGAAGAAGCUGUCAAUCCGUUGUCUGUGUUCUGCGCGGCGUAAUCGUUUUGGAUCUGGAUUUGAAUUCGUUCGAUUUCUUUCGUUGGGGUUUCCGAUUUUUGUAGCGGCCUAGGGUUUGGGUUGAAAUUGGAACUUCUUUUGGUUCUCAAGAGUUGGAUUCGAAUUCGGGGGCUAAAAUUUAUUAUGAGGAAAAAGCUCGACACUCGCUUCCCCGCGGCUCGAAUUAAGAAGAUAAUGCAAGCUGAUGAAGAUGUGGGGAAGAUUGCUAUGGCUGUACCUCUUUUAGUUUCAAAAGCAUUGGAGUUAUUUCUUCAAGAUCUGUGUGAUCGAACUUAUGAGAUAACCCUCCGGAGGGGAGCAAAGACUGUGAACUCUUUGCAUUUGAAACAGUGUGUACAAAGCUUUAAUGUGUUUGAUUUUCUGAGGGAGAUUGUUAGCAAGGUGCCUGAUUUAGGUGGUUCUGAUGCUGCUGGUGAGGAUAGAUCUGCGGCCAAAAGAAGGAAAAUUUCUGAUGAUGAGGAGCAUGACAGUGAUGAUGAGAUGAAGCGGGGAAGGAGUCAUGAGACUGGCCACACCAAUAGCAGUGGCAGAGGAAGGGGUAGGGGCAGAGGUAGAGGUCGUGGUAGAAGUAGUCGAACUGUAGAGAGAGAGUCUACUGUUCAAUGUGAGAAAAUUGAAGAUGGUCCAGACUUUUCAAAUCACAAUGAGAAGGAAAAACAAGAUGUUGAAUGGCUGGAUAAUGAUGCCACUCCUAAUGGGUCAAAGGAGGGCCUUGCAGUUUCUAAGAAUGUAGAAGCAACAGUGCAAAAUUUUGACCUCAAUGUGGACUUGGAUGAGAAUGGGAACUCAACGACCAUGCCAACAACAACCUCUGCUAAAUCAACAAUGCCCCCUCUUGAAAUAAAGCAUGAGGAAUAUCCUGGCUGGUCCCUUGUGGACAUGGAAAAAAUGGUCAUUGAUCCUGUUCAACUUGCAAACUUAAAUAGAAGGAUAGAUGAAGAGGAGGAAGAUUAUGAUGAAGAAGGGUAAACCAGUGUUGUGGACCCAGUGUUCAUGGUAAAUGACAGUGCACAUAUUGGUAGUUCCUUAGUUCCUGAUAUACACGAUAGAUGUUCAUGGGUAGUAUUGUGACAAACAGGUAGGUAGGCAGUUUAGAAGAAUGAGGAAGGAAACUGAAUGCAAUGCUCUGGUUGAUGUUUAUAGAAUGUUUAUUUCUCUUUUGGCAUUGUACCUUGUAUAAUAUGUUAUGCUGUUCACUAACAGCAAUGUUUAGCAUCCUUUCUGUGUA
Diospyros lotus (date-plum) is the source of this 1416-nucleotide messenger RNA. RefSeq lists its product as uncharacterized. Gene Ontology annotation, cellular component: nucleus. NCBI's taxonomy places the organism in Eukaryota, Viridiplantae, Streptophyta, Magnoliopsida, Ericales, Ebenaceae. The coding region runs from base 312 to 1157 and encodes 281 amino acids. Gene Ontology annotation, biological process: regulation of DNA-templated transcription. Gene Ontology annotation, molecular function: protein heterodimerization activity. The record is from RefSeq and is a predicted model, not a curated record. The transcript has 6 exons.